AUGGGCGGCGUUCAUAGCUCGGAGAACCGAUUGCCUUUUAGGUCUCUAGGUGCUGGAAUGCUGACCACCGGGGAUGGUCUUGCUAAUCUUUUCCCCCUUCGGGGCAUGAUACCACCCGACAUCAAUCCAGAGGAGUACAGUGGUAAAUUCCAGGGCGACAUAUUAUUGGAUGACCCCACCAUCGUCAUGUUACGAAAUGCUUACAUAGCAACGGAUGUCCUGUGGCCAAACAAUACCGUAGUUUGGAAGUUUAAAAAAAAUGAUUUUGAUAAAGAGCAACGGGCCGCUAUCCAAGAAGCUAUUUGUCUUAUUGAAAAUAAAACGUGCAUCAGGUUUCGAAAACCGGAGCCUGAUGAAAAAGUUUACGUACGAAUCACGGGAAAUACUACCGGAUGCUACUCCAUGGUCGGCUACCAAGCUGAACGAGGGAUACAUGUAAUGAAUCUUGCACCGCAUUCGCCAGGAAGCGGUUGCUUACGACUUGGUACAAUAGUGCACGAGUUUAUGCAUAUACUCGGCUUCUUUCACAUGCACUCCACCCACGAUCGGGACGAUUAUGUGCGUAUUGUAGAAGAAAAUAUCACACCAGCACCCACGCGCUACAGACCGGAACACAGCAUUGCGUCUCCUGGGAUAGAGUUACCAACAUUCCAAUUUACCAAAGCUUUGAAGAAAUUCGACGGUUUGAUGGGCCAGCGCGAUUAUGUUACUGACAGCGAUUGGCUUCGAAUCAACAGAAACUACGACUGUCCUGGAGCAUGGGAUUAA
Pararge aegeria (speckled wood butterfly) is the source of this 768-nucleotide messenger RNA. Its product is annotated as seminal metalloprotease 1-like. Gene Ontology annotation, biological process: proteolysis. The transcript is spliced from 6 exons. Gene Ontology annotation, molecular function: metalloendopeptidase activity; zinc ion binding. Lineage: Eukaryota; Metazoa; Arthropoda; Insecta; Lepidoptera; Nymphalidae. The record is from RefSeq and is a predicted model, not a curated record. Bases 1 to 768 code for a protein of 255 amino acids.